Messenger RNA from Salvelinus fontinalis (brook trout), 4220 nucleotides. RefSeq names its product CMRF35-like molecule 8. The transcript is spliced from 2 exons. The coding region runs from base 427 to 1833 and encodes 468 amino acids. Lineage: Eukaryota; Metazoa; Chordata; Actinopteri; Salmoniformes; Salmonidae. The record is from RefSeq and is a predicted model, not a curated record.
UACCAGGCGCCAUCCUGUAACACGGACAAUGACUACCAAGCACCAUCCUGUAACUACCAACUAUCCUUCCCUCAUAAACUACAACUAUGAAUCUAAAGACACACCACCUUGUGGUAGAAACUAGUCAUUACAUCUUCCACCUCCAGACAGUGAAUAACAUUGAACCAGAACAAAAACACAUUGACUUUGCCUGAUACUUCAUAUUAGAUUGAAUAAUCUGACUGUGACUAUUGAUACCUCAUUAACAAUUCCUCUCUAUGUUCUGCUCUCCUCAACACCAGCUGUUUCUCUGUCUGAUGUUGUCUUCCCUCCUCCCUCCCUCUGAAAUGAAGAAACACAGAAGUACAGUACAGUAGAGACUAGCUAAAUGUACCAUCACUGUUACAUUAAGCCUGAGUACUGUCUCUGGCUGUUCUAGGUGAUGUGAUGUUCUCUGGUGUUGGUCUGGGUGUUCUAGGUGAUGUGAUGUUCUCUGGUGUUGGUCUGGGUGUUCUAGGUGAUGUGAUGUUCUCUGGUGUUGGUCUGGGUGUUCUAGGUGAUCUGAUGUUCUCUGGUGUUGGUCUGGAUGUUCUAGGUGAUGUGAUGUUCUCUGGUGUUGGUCUGGGUGUUCUAGGUGAUGUGAUGUUCUCUGGUGUUGGCCUGGGUGUUCUAGGUGAUGUGAUGUUCUCUGGUGUUGGUCUGGGUGUUCUAGGUGAUGUGAUGUUCUCUGGUGUUGGUCUGUGUGUUCUAGGUGAUGUGAUGUUCUCUGGUGUUGGUCUGGGUGUUCUAGGUGAUGUGAUGUUCUCUGGUGUUGGUCUGGGUGUUCUAGGUGAUGUGAUGUUCUCUGGUGUUGUUCUGGGUGUUCUAGGUGAUGUGAUGUUCUCUGGUGUUGGUCUGGGUGUUCUAGGUGAUCUGAUGUUCUCUGGUGUUGGUCUGGAUGUUCUAGGUGAUGUGAUGUUCUCUGGUGUUGGUCUGGGUGUUCUAGGUGAUGUGAUGUUUUCUGGUGUUGGUCUGGGUGUUCUAGGUGAUGUGAUGUUCUCUGGUGUUGGUCUGGGUGUUCUAGGUGAUGUGAUGUUCUCUGGUGUUGUUCUGGGUGUUCUAGGUGAUGUGAUGUUCUCUGGUGUUGGUCUGGGUGUUCUAGGUGAUGUGAUGUUCUCUGGUGUUGUUCUGGGUGUUCUAGGUGACGUGAUGUUCUCUGGUGUUGUUCUGGGUGUUCUAGGUGAUGUGAUGUUCUCUGGUGUUGUUCUGGGUGUUCUAUGUGACGUGAUGUUCUCUGGUGUUGGUCUGGGUGUUCUAGGUGAUGUGAUGUUCUCUGGUGUUGUUCUGGGUGUUCUAGGUGAUGUGAUGUUCUCUGGUGUUGGUCUGGGUGUUCUAGGUGAUGUGAUGUUCUCUGGUGUUGUUCUGGGUGUUCUAGGUGAUGUGAUGUUCUCUGGUGUUGUUCUGGGUGUUCUAGGUGACGUGAUGUUCUCUGGUGUUGUUCUGGGUGUUCUAGGUGACGUGAUGUUCUCUGGUGUUGGUCUGGGUGUUGUUCUACUACUGCUGGGUCUGCUGCUGUUCAUGUUCUUUAGACAGAGGAGAGACAGAGACAGGAGACCAACAGCAUCUAAACACUCUGCCAGGCUGUUGGUGUCUGACUCCAUGACAACCAACCAGGAUCCAGACACAGGAACCAUCACCAACCCCAUCUAUGCCACAGGGACCAAUCAUAACCCAGAUACAGCCUGUGAUAUCAUCACCAUCUAUGCCAAGGCAACCAAUCCUCAUCCAGAUGACAUCUACUCCAACGUUGGAGGUGGAGAGGCUCCAGACAGUGUGACGUAUGCUACUGUCAACAUCCCCAGAGAUCCAGCCUGACUCCACUAUGCUACUGUCAACUUCCCCUGAGAUCCAGCCUGUCUCCACUAUGCUACUGCCAACUUCCCCAGAAAUCCAGCCUGUCUCCACUAUGCUACUGUCAACUUCCCCAGAAAUCCAGCCUGUCUCCACUAUGCUACUGUCAACUUCCCCAGAAAUCCAGCCUGUCUCCACUAUGCUACUGUCAACUUCCCCAGAGAUCCAGCCUGACUCCACUGUGCUACUGUCAACUUCCCCAGAUAUCCAGCCUGACUCCACUAUGCUACUGUCAACUUCCCCAGAGAUCCAGCCUGUCUCCACUAUGCUACUGUCAACUUCCCCUGAGAUCCAUCCUGUCUCCACUAUGCUACUGUCAACUUCCCCAGAGAUCCAGCCUGUCUCCACUAUGCUACUGUCAACAUCCCCAGAUAUCCAGCCUGUCUCCACUAGGCUACUGUCAACAUCCCCAGAUAUCCAGUCUGUCUCCACUAUGCUACUGUCAACUUCCCCAGAGAUCCAGCCUGUCUCCACUAUGAUACUGUCAACUUCCCCAGAGAUCCAGCCUGUCUCCACUAGGCUACUGUCAACUUCCCCAGAGAUCCAGCCUGUCUCCAGUAUGCUACUGUCAACUUCCCCAGAGAUCCAGCCUGUCUCCACUAUGCUACUGUCAACUUCCCCAGAGAUCCAGCCUGACUCCACUAUACUACUGUCAACUUCCCCAGAGAUCCAGCCUGUCUCCACUAUGCUACUGUCAAAUUCCCUAGAGAUCCAGCCUGUCUCCACUAUACUACUGUCAACUUCUCCAGAGAUACAGCCUGUCUCCACUAUGCUACUGUCAACUUCCCCAGAGAUCCAGCUUGUCUCCACUAUGCUACUGUCAACUUCCCAAGAGAUCCAGCCUGUCUCCACUUUGCUACUGUAAACUUCACCAGAGAUCCAGCCUGUCUCCACAAUGCUGCUGUCAACUUCCCCUGAGAUCCAGCCUGUCUCCACUAUGCUACUGUCAACUUCCCCAGAGAUCCAGCCUGUCUCCACUAUGCUACUGUCAACUUCCCCUGAGAUCCAGCCUGUCUCCAUUAUGCUACUGUCAACUUUCCCAGAGAUCCAGCCUGUCUCCAUUAUACUACGGUCAACUUCCCCAGAGAUCCAGCCUGUCUCCACUAUGCUACUGUCAACUUCCCCAGAGAUCCAGCCUGUCUCCACUAUGCUACAGUUUUUUACUCCACUUUACUGUCGUGACUUGACUUUCAUUAAUCUGAUGAAUGUUUUUGCUUAAAUCCACUAACUAUGUUUAAUUGUUACCCAAUUAAAUUAAUCAUGAAACAAUUAACUCAUUAAUAUUUAGGGCACCACGGAAUAAGUUGUUUAAUGACUCAUCUCCCAAAUUAAACUCAAGAAGCUAUAUAAGAUAUAUAUCAAUUACAGUCACUUAUUAAUUAUUACCUCAUAUCAGUCUCAUUCUGAACAGUCACUUAUUAAUUAUUACCUCGUAUCAGUCUCAUUCUGAACAGUCACUUAUUAAUUAUUACCUCAUAUCAGUCUCAUUCUGAACAGUCACUUAUUAAUCAUUACCUCAUAUCAAUUCUCAUUCUGAACAGUCACUUAUUAAUUAUUACCUCAUAUCAAUCUCAUUCUGAACAGUCACUUAUUAAUCAUUACCUCAUAUCAAUUCUCUUUCUGAACAGUCACUUAUUAAUCAUUACCUCAUAUCAAUUCUCAUUCUGAACAGUCACUUAUUAAUUAUUACCUCAUAUCAAUCUCAUUCUGAACAGUCACUUAUUAAUCAUUACCUCAUAUCAAUUCUCUUUCUGAACAGUCGUAACCUUCUUGGAUCUGCAAGAACCCCAACCUUGAUCAUUAUUCAGUACUAUACAAUUUACUAACAAUUACUAACUAACUAAAUAAUAACAGAACACACACUUACUUGCAUGACACAAAAGUCCCUAGUGGUCUAACAAGAUAUGACGGCUUGAAAUGGACACUUAUCAUGGUCACAUUCCAUAACUAUUCUCCCAUUAAUCGCAUACUUUGCACACGAACCACCGCCCAUUCGGUAUAAGAAAUAAUGAAUGUAUUUACGUGUUGAAUGCUGUUCUUUGUUUAUCUCGGUCGGAAAUAAGUAUUUUCGGAAAGUUGUUGACCUUCCAGCUGUUUGGCUCUGAUUGCCCGAAAGGGGUUUCCCUUUCCCGUCUUCUACUGUUGUUCACCUUGGAAGAUAACCAGCCAUGUCAACAGUGAUGAGAGUUGGUGAUGAGCAUAGCAAGAUAGUCCUUUAUAUUAGUUUUUCUUGAUAUCUGACUUAAGACAGCUAAGCAGCUGUACCAGUGAUUGUCUGAGGUGAGCUUCUCGCCUCUUCCUCCUUGUGUUGGCACUCAGGAUUCGGACCAAUAUGGACAUGAGCUGCAGCU